This is a messenger RNA of Formica exsecta, 6041 nucleotides long. It is a transcript of the gene Hr4, whose product is annotated as hormone receptor 4-like. Gene Ontology annotation, molecular function: sequence-specific DNA binding; DNA-binding transcription factor activity; zinc ion binding. NCBI's taxonomy places the organism in Eukaryota, Metazoa, Arthropoda, Insecta, Hymenoptera, Formicidae. The transcript is spliced from 13 exons. The record is from RefSeq and is a predicted model, not a curated record. Gene Ontology annotation, biological process: regulation of DNA-templated transcription. The coding region runs from base 557 to 3607 and encodes 1016 amino acids.
UCAUUUAUAGAUCUCACGUAUAACACAGAGCCUACACGUCCAACGCAAUUAUCGUUUAAGCUUCGAUAUUAUAUUCAUGUGUUCGCUUCAAUUAUAAUAUAUAAUAUUAGUCGAACGAAACAUUCGGUGUCUUAAUAAGAAUUCGCGGUGAUCGAAAAGUGUUUCCAACGAUUCGUAAAACCGACUGCGGCGGUGAGGGUGGCACAUGGUACCGGAAGUGUCGGACAAAUGAGGAACAACAAGUGCGCGUGCAAGUGUUUGAGAAAACGGACCAGGCGGCGGAGACGCAUCUCCGAUUAAAACGCCUAGUGAUUAGAGGAGGUGAAAACCUCCUCUCCUGUGUUGGUGUGCGCGCGUGAUAUCGAGAAAAACGGUGAGAGAACCAUCGGGGCUCUCGAUACCGGUGAUAACAGCCGCGCGGUUUUGAUAUUGUUGCGAGAAUAACCACGUGGUUACUUCCCGACGAUCCUUCCUCGUCGGUGCAGAGUUUUGAGAGGACCGCACUUGCAGCUACGCUUUUCAUACUUCGGAUGUCUUUAGCGGAAAAAGAUGAAUUAUGACCCUUCCGAGCAGCCCGUGUGAGAUAGACAACAUGAGCUUGUUUCAAGAUCUCAAGUUGAAAAGGAGAAAGGUCGACUCCCGAUGUAGUAGCGACGACUCCCCGGUAUCCCUCGGAUCAGCAGGCUCGCCGCAGGGGAACCAGCCGGCGGACGCACCUUCACCCAUAAACUUUCCUGCUCCAGGGGAGAGUAUGGCCGACACCUCGACCCUGUCGCCGGAAGCAAACAUGCCGAGUUCGCCGGGCUGCCCCGUGGUCAGAGUGACGAGCGAGUACCUGCUGGGCAGUCCGAGUCCAGGGACGCCACGAGAUUCUCUCCGUGGUACCGGUGGAGGCGGCAGCGGAGUCGGUGAUGGCGGAAGUGGAAGAGGAAACGGACAGGAGGGUCGCGAUACGACGUGCUCGACGGACCGCGCGUCGCCCGACUCGGUCUUCCCGGAUGCCGGUCCGAUAGUGAGCUUCAGGAUCUCCGAUGAACAGCAACAGCAUCACCAGCAACCGCAACAGCAACACCACCAACAACGCUCUGCCACACCCGUGCCGACCAGAUCGUCAUCCUACUCGCCGGUCCAAGCGGUCUCGUCGACCCCAAUUGCCCAGGAGGCCUCCUCGAGGAGCGACAGCCCGGACAAGGGCGACUUGUCAUCCGUCCAGACCAAGGAAGAAUCCGACAACUCGGUCUUUGACGGAGGCGGAGGUGGUAGCGGCGGAGGGGGCGGUCGGUCGGAAGCUUCCAAUCAGCCAACUCACCGGAAUAGCCCGUCGUCUCAGUUCAAUCCGAACCAGAGUGUCAGUCCUGGCACAAUCGGGUCCGCUGGGUCGCACGGUCCCGCACAACAGCAGCAACAAUCGCCACAGACUCCGCCGACGCCGCCGAGGCCGCGCGCGCCCUCGGUACCACCGCAUCUGCUGGUUCACCAUCAAUUUUGGUCGCAAAACACCUCCGGCGUACAGGGGUUUGCCACGCAGAGGCUACUCAACGGUGUCAUCAGCAGUGCCGUGAGCUACGGCGGACAGAACGCCACUACUGUCUCGACCAACUCCGGCGGCGGUACCAGUAGCACCAGCUGCGUCACCACCGGCGCCACUACUACAGCGACUUCGUGUGAAGGUAUGAAACCACCGGCGCAGAGAGCAGCGCCGGCACCACCGCGGCCCCCGCCCACGGUUUUAAUGGGCGAAAUCGGCGGCGUCCGUACAAUGAUAUGGUCGGCGCCGCCGUUGGACCCGGUACCGCCGCCGGCGGCAUCCUGGACGGCCACAGCGGCAGCGGUCGCCUCGUGCUCCUCGUCGGAGGAGUCGGCCGCUCACCUGCUGCUGAAUCUCGGCCAAGAGUCCAGGGGUAAACCACCCUCCUCUACCGCGGUAUCGUACUCGUCCGCCGCCGCCGGGCCACCCCUCAAUAUGGAGAGGCUAUGGGCCGGUGAUUUGACGCAACUACCGGCCGCGCAACAAAUGCAGGCGUUAAAUCUCACGGCUUCCGGUUCCGCCGCGCAGCCGUGGGUGAGCAACGGCGGUACGAUCGUAAAAUCCGAAGCAGCAUCGCAGUCCAUAUCGUUCGCGCCGCCGGCACCCCCCUUGCCGCCCCAGGAACACGAGGAGGACGAGACGCCCAUGAUAUGCAUGAUUUGCGAGGACAAGGCGACCGGCCUGCAUUACGGCAUCAUCACGUGCGAAGGGUGCAAAGGCUUUUUCAAGAGAACGGUACAAAAUAGGCGAGUUUAUACAUGCGUGGCGGAGGGCGGCUGCGAAAUCACGAAAGCACAGAGGAACAGAUGUCAAUACUGCCGAUUCAAAAAGUGCAUCGAACAGGGUAUGGUUUUGCAAGCGGUUCGAGAAGAUCGGAUGCCUGGAGGAAGGAAUUCUGGUGCAGUGUAUAAUCUUUAUAAGGUGAAAUAUAAAAAGCACAAAAAGAGCAACAAAGCGGGUGGUGGCAUGAGUGGCGGUAAUGUUGGUGGUGUAAACGGCUCGGGAUCCCUGGGCGGCACCAAGGGCGCCAUGGGUUCGACGAUGCUGGACAAGCACAUGGCCGCGGCAGCAGCAGCUCAUCACAGCCAGCAGCAGCAGCAGCAGCAGCAGCAUGCCCAGCUGGGCGGCAGUUUUCUUCAUCAUCACAAAAUCUCGUCAGGCGAUCCACUCAGUUCGCCGCCCACCCCAAGUCACCCGAGCCACCCCGCGCACUCGGGCCACCUCGUCAACGGGACGAUCCUGAAGACGGCACUCACCAAUCCUUCCGAAGUGGUGCAUUUACGGCAAAGGCUAGACAAUGCGGUAAGCAGUUCGAGGGAUCGAGUCUUUCCUUUGGAUGCAACUCUAAAUAUGAUCCAAACCCUUAUAGAUUGCGACGAGUUCCAAGAUAUCGCCACAUUGAGAAACUUGGACGACCUGCUGGACCAUAAUUCAGAUUUAAGUGAGAAGCUGUGUCAGAUAGGAGACAGCAUAGUGUACAAGUUGGUACAGUGGACCAAAAGGUUACCGUUUUACCUUGAGCUACCAGUCGAAGUUCAUACGAGGUUGCUCACCCACAAAUGGCAUGAACUUCUUGUGCUGACCACCUCUGCUUAUCAAGCGAUGCACGGUCAGCAUGGGUUAACUAAUGUUGGUACUGAUGGGACGGGCGCAGAUUUUAUGCAAGAAGUAACGAACAACAUGUAUACGUUGCAAACGUGCCUAACCAGCAUGAUGGGUCGGCCGAUAACCAUGGACCAAUUGCGGCAAGACGUAGGGCUCAUGGUAGAAAAAAUCACGUACGUUACGCUAAUGUUCAGGCGGGUGAGGCUACGGAUGGAGGAAUAUGUCUGUCUAAAAGUAAUCACUAUGCUCUCACAAGAUGCGAAAUCACGAGGAACUAACUCGGAAUUAGACCAAAUACAAGAUCGAUACAUGAGCUGUUUGCGAAGUUUUGUCGAGCACAGCGCACCCCAGCAGCCAAGUCGAUUUCACGAUCUUCUCGUUAGGUUGCCUGAAGUACAAUCGGCAGCGGCUUUACUACUCGAGAGUAAAAUGUUUUACGUUCCUUUCCUAUUGAACUCAGCAAUUCAAAGAUAGUAAAUAAACAAAAUGACGCUAAACGAAGCUGAAUACCUAUAUACAUACUAUACAUAUGUUAUAAAUAUAUACACACAAAAGUAAAAGAACCGAACAAACAAACAACAAGCAACAAACGAAUAGAAAAACAGAAAGAAAAGAGCCCAACGAGAAAAAGAGGGGACUCGAACCGAAUGAGGAAGGGCUUUGUUUGUGAAUGUAUAAUAAAUAUAUAUAAAAGUAUAUAUAUACAUAUAAAUAAUAUAAAUGUGUGUGUUCGUUGCGUUGUACAAACGAAGGAGGACGAAUAAGGAGAAGAGAUCGUUCAAACGAAAUGGAACGAUAAGAACAGUGGACGAUAGAAAGUAAUUACGUCGAAAGCGAAAAAGAGAGGGAGGAUUUAAAUAAAAUAUUAAAGAAAGAAUAUAAGAAUUAGAGAGAGCGAGAGAGGGAGAGAAAGGGAGGGAGAGAAAGAAAGCGCGCCACCUCGAGAUGGGUAAAUCAAUCGAGGAGGGAACUGAACUUUUUUAUCGAAACUAAAAGACUAUAAUAUAAUAUAUUUCUGUACGCAAACACGUACCGCGCAACUACGUCAUUGUGUGUUCACAUUGCAUAAUCUGAUCGAUAAAAUAAGACUCUCGUUACGUACCGCUCACCGUAGGCCACCUACUAUCAUCACUAUUACUAUUGCUACUAUUACCGCCACUUUCUACUACUACUGCUCUCGAAGUUAAAAGAAAGAAGAAAAAAACAGCAGCAGACACCACGAAAUGACUGAAUGAAGGAUCAAUAGUUUGGAUCGAUCGACUGGCCGAUGACGACGCGUUAUUGUCAUCUCAGCUCGACGUAAAAUCAUCGAACUACAAUCGAAACGUAUUAAUACACGUUCCCAUACAUAUACACACACAUACACAUUUUCUAAAUACCUCGCCCCGACGUAUCGAUGUGAUCUUCUCCUCGCAAUUGUCACUCGCCAUCAACGUGUGUAAAGAAAGGAUGUGAUACUACAAUUACUUUCUUCUCCCGUUAUCAUUGUACCUGCACAUCGUCGACAGGAAUAUGUUAUGAAUCUCCAGAAUAUGGAUUACGUAAUUCUAUCCAUCAGAAAUAGAAAGAUAACAAGAGUAACUUUUCACAUUCAUCGAAAAUGGAAUUGUUUUCGGUGCGAAAUACAACCGUGUAAUAUCAAAAGAUCAGAGCGAAAAGUGGAAAGAUUCACUGAUUAAUGUUCAAAUAACAUGACCGCGAGAAGAGGAGAGAGCCACAAGGAAACGAAACUAUACGCAAGAACCUCGUAUAUUCGGUGUCUCACAUCCAUACCACACAUGCAUCCAGAUACGAGUAUUUAUUACGUAUGUAUUCCACAAUCGUCAAUUUUGAGUCAUCAUCAUCUUCGUCGUUGUCGUCGUCGUCAUCGUUACUGUCGUCGUCGUCGCCACCAUUCAACAGUCCAAAGCAUGGUCCAAGCGCGCAACGCAAAAGACUCUCUUUACUCUAUUAUAGUAUUGGUUCGUUCAUUUACAUUUUUUAAGAGACUUUUACACGCGCAUUAAUCAUUAAUCCUAGGGUUUUCCGCUUGCGUCGCGCGUUCUUCGGACGAUUUCCGAUCUUCCAUUUACAAUUUUUGAAGGCCGUUUGCUUUCUAUACUUGUUGUAUUAUCACUUGUAAGGUAAAGUGAUUUUCAUAAAUGAGGUUAAAUCAUUUAAUUAAGAUUUGUAGGAAUAAUUCGCAAAUUAACGAAAUUUUAUAUAAUUUGCAACAUUGGCUGACUAGUAUAUAUUACUAAUAAAUAAGAACAUAAUUUAAAAAAGGAAAAGUAAAAACAUAAUAAGUAUCAUCGUUGAAUUAUAAAAAUGUUUAUAAAGAAAAUUUGUUAUUUUUCAGAUACUACAUUUGAUUAUAAUAAUUGUAAAAGUGGAAUUUUUAAAUUAUUUAGUGGUUAAAUUUUCUAGUCGACUUUACUUAGUAAUUUUAUAUUUUUUUAUUCACGAAUAUUUUUAGCAUUUCUGAUGGAAAUGUUUUAUGGAAAUUAUAAUAAAAUCAUAUUGAAAUAGUACUAAAUAACAUACUGAAAUCUGAAUCAAUUAAUCCAUUUUUGUUGCCACUUUCUUAAAAUUUUAAUACAAAUUCGGAAAAAUUUAUUAAAAUUUGAUUUUAUUGAACCAAUUUUAAUAAAAUUGUAUUUAUUUAGAAAAUUUUAUGAAAGCCCAUUCACAAUACAGGAUUGCAGAUAUUUAGCUCAACGUAAUUAAAUAAAUAAUAAUAAUAAUAUGUAUAUAUAAUUAAAUUUAAAUAAGUUAAUUUAUCAAAUUCACCAACAAUUUUAUUUAUGUAGAAAUUAGAUUUUACAUCUGAAGACAAUAAACGAAUGAUUUUUAUUUAUUCGGACAUUUAUCUGCCCAAUUUCUGGACAAUCAAUUCAUAUCAAUAAUUUUCAUUAAUAUUUAUAUUAUA